AUGAAGAGCGGAGAUCACUCAGCCAUUAAUGUCCCGGAGUUGAGUGCCCUUGAAAAAGCUUUAGCUACAGUUGCCACCAUGAGAACUAGUGAUGAAACGCUUCCUUUCUUCACCCAAUUCUUACAGUUCGAAGCCAGUUAUGAUGAUCUCCCCACAUUCAUGUUUUGUGUGAUUAUAAUGGCACUAGUUGGUGGAUAUCACGUCCUUUCCCUACCUUUCUCCAUAGUCACUAUCGUUCGCCCUCAUGCGGUUGUGCCUAGAUUCCUUAUCUUUAUUUUAGACACUAUAUUAGAAGCUGUAAAGAGCCCUGAACGCAUGCAUGAAUUGAUGAGUGAAAGAAGGAAGGAAAUAAGAAAACCAUGA
Messenger RNA from Hibiscus syriacus, 363 nucleotides. Its product is annotated as casparian strip membrane protein 1-like. The record is from RefSeq and is a predicted model, not a curated record. Lineage: Eukaryota; Viridiplantae; Streptophyta; Magnoliopsida; Malvales; Malvaceae. Bases 1 to 363 code for a protein of 120 amino acids. The transcript has 2 exons.